AUGACGAGAGAUUAUAGUCCCCGCCGUGGCGACUCUGUCAGCGUCAGCGAUGAUCGCGACGCAACCGUACGACUUAAGAAGCGGUUAUCGACCGAGGAACUUUCCAGGGAAGACAAAUCAGCAGACUCCGCUCCUCUCAAGUCUAUACUCAAGCAGCCUAAAUUAGCACCGAGCUCUUGGCAGCUCUACUUCACAGACUGGAUACAGCGGCACCAAGCAACGAGCACGAUAAAACUCAAUGUUGCACAAGCUGCCAAGGAAGCCGGUCAGGAGUAUGCUAAUCUAACUCCAGAAGAGAAGGAGCCUUAUAAGCGUCGGUCUGCAGUUCUGAAAGAGGCGCGAGAGCGCGAGAACGCAGCCUACAUGAACAGUCUCACCCCUGAGGAUAUCAAGAAGGAGAAUGCCUUCCGCACUGCCCAACGAAAGGAGGGUCGUUCUCGGAAGAGCAACAUUAAAGAUCCCAACGCACCCAAGAAGCCGCUUAGCGCAUACUUCAUGUUCCUGCAGCGCAUCCGAUCUGACCGUGCCCUUGUGAGGGAAAUAUUUGGUGAUGAGCAAGAGCCAACUAAGCAAAGCGUGUUAGCCGCUGCCAAAUGGCGAUCGAUGACUGAUGAUGAGCGCAAGCCUUUCCUUGCGCAAGCCGAGCAGGAGAAACUUGAGUACGAGGCUGCACGGAGGUUUUACGAGGAAGGCACCACCGAUAUUGGCACAAGUAUUAAUUUCAGCAUCUUGCCAAGCAGCCCCAGCAGUGAGAGUCCAUUCCGUGCCGAGCGAGCGAUCCAGACGGAGUCGUUCAGCUCGGAAAGUGAGAGCGAGACAGCAACAACUGACGAUGGUGUCAGCCGGUCGUCUCUCAACAUCCUCCAGAACAAUCCGAAAAAAGAUUUAUCUCGCGGAGUGUCUACAGGGAGAGGGGGAUGUUGGUGCGUACCACAUAUCUUAGACCAUCCCAUGGCCACUAUACUAACACGUGCCAUCAAUUCAUAG
Messenger RNA from Suillus discolor, 987 nucleotides. Its product is annotated as HMG-box. The transcript has 4 exons. The record is from RefSeq and is a predicted model, not a curated record. Bases 1 to 987 code for a protein of 328 amino acids. NCBI's taxonomy places the organism in Eukaryota, Fungi, Basidiomycota, Agaricomycetes, Boletales, Suillaceae.